AUGAAGCACAUCACCGGCGACAACAAGAACGGUUUCGAGAUUCGCAACGUAGUCUUCAGGAAACUCAACCCAGCAGCAUUCGAGUCCCUAGUAAGCUGGCUCAACACCGCCGACUACGCCCCUCGCUUGAUCGAAGGCGAGCACUCUCACCUCGAAGGCGUCAAGAGCACCGGCCAAUUCGAAGAAGCCGCCGACGCCGCCAGCACCCUCUGGAACAUCGCGCACAAACUCGAGCUUACCGAUCUCCAAGAGCUUAUCUACCGCAAAAUUGAAGUUCAGACUCCUUUGGCUGCCAACUCGCUACUCAUGAUGACUCGCAUGGUAUUCUGGAACUCGCCCACCAAUGCCAAGAUUGAUGGCAAGAUGCGCAAGAUGUUGAAACUGGAUGUCGCUGCUCGUCUGCAUGAGAUUCUGCAGGAGGAACCUUUUCUCUUCAGCAGACUUGUCAAGUCUGAUGUUGAUCUUGCUAAUUACAUCUUCCAGUACCAGGUUGAUCAUCCUUGGGAAGAACCUCCUGAGCAUCUCUCAGAGGACGAUGGCGAUGAUGCUGAAGAUGACGAUGAAUGA
This is a messenger RNA of Aureobasidium musti, 567 nucleotides long. Lineage: Eukaryota; Fungi; Ascomycota; Dothideomycetes; Dothideales; Saccotheciaceae. The record is from the annotation of a GenBank genome assembly.